Messenger RNA from Westerdykella ornata, 2119 nucleotides. RefSeq lists its product as uncharacterized. Gene Ontology annotation, biological process: proteolysis. NCBI's taxonomy places the organism in Eukaryota, Fungi, Ascomycota, Dothideomycetes, Pleosporales, Sporormiaceae. The record is from RefSeq and is a predicted model, not a curated record. The transcript has 6 exons. Gene Ontology annotation, molecular function: serine-type exopeptidase activity; dipeptidyl-peptidase activity. The coding region runs from base 393 to 2051 and encodes 552 amino acids.
CAUCAUGACCGUGUAACCGCGGAACCGUUGACCAUUAUUAUUCGGUCGUCAUCACGCCGGCUGUCAUCAUGGCGGGUGGCGUCAACCACUCCGGCUCAAUCUCCUGCUGUUUUCAGCAUAGUCACUCUGUGCCUGCCUUACCGACCUUCCCGAAGAAUGAUGGGUAGACGAGGUUUGAUAACAAGCAUCAUCAAGCACGCAGCUCCCCCUGUACCGGCAGGGAGCCUAGGCCUGAAUUUGGUAGAUGCAUAUGCGAGGAGAUCGUGUAGUCUAGAGGGACCAGUACUUAGUAUUGUUCCUGCGGUAAGGUCGUAUAAGUAUUGUUCCUGCUAGAGGAUUUAAGUAGGACUCUUUCCCCUCUUCCUUCAGUCGCAAUACACUCGCUUUUAGCCAUGCGCCGAGGGAUUCUCUGUGGGCUACUGGCCCUCUUUGGCAGUGCGUCGGCAAUCAGAUUUGGACAUCCGUCCGUGGGUGAGCUGCGCGAAUUGGCGAAGACCACACAGCAUGCAAGUGCAAAGCGCGACCUCCGUAAACGCGAUGAUGCCGAUCUGGAAUUGCUUUACCCUGCACACAAUCUUUCGGUUCCUAUCGACUUCUUUCCAAACAAGCCCCGCUACGAACCCCAUUCGAAUGGCACAUUCAACCUGAGGUACUGGUUCGAUGCUACUCACUACAAGCCGGGCGGUCCUGUCUUCGUUCUCCUGUCCGGCGAAACGGACGGAGUCGGUCGUCUGCCGUACUUGCAGAAAGGAAUUGUGUCGAUAGUAGCCAAGGCGACGAAUGGCCUCGGAGUCGUCCUCGAGCAUCGCUACUACGGCACGAGUUUCCCCGUGGACGAUCUUUCUGUGAAAAACCUCCGUUUCCUCUCCACGGAACAGGCCCUAGCUGAAAUCAACUACUUCGCCCGCCAUGUGAAGUUCCCCGGCAUCGACGCAGAUCUGACGGCUCCAAACACCCCCUGGAUUGUCUAUGGCGGCUCCUAUGCCGGUGCGCAAGCCGCCUUUCUGCGCGUCGCGUAUCCGGAAACGUUCUGGGGCGCCAUUUCCUCAUCCGGCGUCACCGUCGCCAUCUACGAUUAUUGGGAGUACUUUGAGCCUGUCCGGCAGUUUGCGCCUCCAGAUGUAGUCAAGAAUACGCAGUUCUUGGUGGACGUGGUCGAUACCAUUCUUCUGAAAUCCAAGAACAGUGCCAAGGUCAAGGAGUUGAAAGAGGCAUUCGGUUUGGGGAAUAUUACUGACAACCGGGAUUUCGCGAAUGUUUUGGCAAAUGGUAUCUAUGGAUGGCAGAACACAAACUGGGAUCCCGAGGUCAACUCGCCGGCCUUCUGGUAUUACCAAAACAAUCUCACCACGGCGUUGCAAAACCCCGCCACAGAGUCCCUCCGUCCGAAAGUCCAAUCCAUCCUAGCUGCGGCCUCAUAUCCCCCUUCGACCGCAUCGGAAAACAUUCUCUUAAACGCCAUCAACUACUUUGACGUCGCGUACGUCUCCAGGUGGAGAAGCACCAACCAGACGCAAGACCAAUUCUUCACCUGGCUCGACGACUCCUUCUGGGCCAACGACGGCAUCGAUCAGCAGGGCUGGCGAAGCUGGAUGUGGCAAGUCUGCACCGAAUGGGGCUACAUCCAGACGGGAAACACACCUCCUCACAUCAAACCGCUGAUAUCCAGAGCCAUUGACCUCGAGUACGCCGCGUACCCCUGUCGACCAGCGUUCAACAUCACCUCGCCUCCCAACGUCACCGAAGUGAACAAAUACGGCGGCUACGACAUCGAGUACGAGCGUCUGGCCAUCAUCGGCGGGAACGCGGAUCCGUGGAAACCGGCGACGCCGUUGGCGGAUAAGGCGCGGAGGAGGAGGAGCACGACGGAGAAGCCGGUGCUGGAGAUUGCGCAUGGGGUGCAUCAUUGGGAGGAGAAUGGCGUCUUUGACAAUCAGACGAGCCCGAUUCUGCCGCCGAAUCAGGUCGUGUAUGCGCAGCAGUUUGUGAGGGAUUUUGUGGUGGAGUGGCUGAAAGAUUGGGAUAAGAAGCAUUCGCAUCAUGAGCUGUGAGCUAGCUCAGCGGCGGAGAGGUGUGAACAGGACAUGCCGAUGAAAUAUAUGCCUAAUCACUGACGAUU